This is a messenger RNA of Neodiprion fabricii, 1725 nucleotides long. Its product is annotated as odorant receptor 13a-like. Gene Ontology annotation, cellular component: plasma membrane. The coding region runs from base 394 to 1635 and encodes 413 amino acids. Gene Ontology annotation, biological process: sensory perception of smell; detection of chemical stimulus involved in sensory perception of smell. NCBI's taxonomy places the organism in Eukaryota, Metazoa, Arthropoda, Insecta, Hymenoptera, Diprionidae. Gene Ontology annotation, molecular function: olfactory receptor activity; odorant binding. The record is from RefSeq and is a predicted model, not a curated record. The transcript has 10 exons.
GUUUGUUCGAUCAGUAUAGUAUACGCAAUCGCACUACUUUAUGCUGCUUUUUGCUUUGCAAUUCAGAACCGUGUCCACAAGUGGCCAUAAAAAUGUGCCUUCACCUUUUUUCAACUAUUACAACUCUUACUUUUGUACCUGAUGAUCACUAGAUGGGAGUCGCGAAUAAAGUUCCGCCGCCAUUAUAUUUAACCGGGGAAAGGCGAAACUGCGGGAUUACUCGCGAUGAAUAUCUUAUUAGCAUAGGUGGAACAUGUUUUCCAAGUUAUAUUAACAAUUCAAGAGGUCGAUCGAGCUCACAGACUACACUGAAUAUAUACCUAAUUAAAUAUGAAAAUAUAAAACCCCGUUUCGGAUGGCCGAGGGAAAAGUGGCUCGAGGCAUUUUUCCACGAUGACUCGUUCUCGGAUGACCAUUGAUACCAUAGAAAAGACAAAGUCGAGUUUGAUAAACGGUGAAACGAUGGACGUAACUUCGUACGUUUCAUUGAACCGCGUUAUUCUGAAAUUGACUGGCCUUCACCCAAAGAGCUUGCCGCGAACUUUGACAGUCGCUUUCUUCAUGCUCCUUAUCGUCGUCCCACAGAUUCAACAAAUUUAUUACUCAAGUAACCUCAAUAUUAUUUUGGAGACAAGCUCCGUCUUAUUGACCAUAAUACUCGCACUUUUGAAGAUGAUUGUUUGGACGUCGAGGAGAAGAGAGAUAGAUGAUCUGAUAACGUUCAUGUUCGGUGAAUACUGGAAUAUUGCCAAACAGAGGAGCGAGACAGGGGCAUCAUGCUUCCUCGGAUAUGCCUCAUUCGCCAAGAAAUUCACAAGGUGUUAUGGUUUUCUCGUUUUCAACGCCCUGCUCGUGUUUUAUACCUCACCGUUGGUCCAGAUUUACAUCUUGGACACCGAGGACUCGUCGAAUGGAACUCGGCCGCUUUUUUUCCCUGGUAUUUAUCCCGAGGGAUGGACGGAGCCGCCAUUUUACCAGCUAGCACUCUUGUCACAAGUUGUCGCAACGAUUACCUGCGCGACGGUUAUUUUAGCGAUCGACACCCUCAUCGCGUCAACCCUUUUCCACACGAGCGGCCAUUUCAGAAUUCUGCAAAUUAAUCUCCAACGCCUUGGCGACGAUACGAUAGACAUGAUUGAUAAGCGGAAGAACGCGGAAUCUUUAACGAUCACUGCGAGACAAAAACUGGCCACUUGUAUCAAACACCAUCAAAUUAUACUCAGAUUCUCCAAGAAUGUGGACCAUCUGUUCAGCCCCAUAAUGCUGUGCCAGGUAUUGGCCAGUAAUUUAAUCAUAUGCUUGGUUGGACUUCAAGUGACCUUGACGCCGACGGAUCGAAGUAAAGGCGCGAAGUACUUUUCCUAUUUGAUGAUGGCACUUUUUCAGCUGAUACUAUUUUGCUUCCCUGGUGACGGUUUGAUAAGUCAAAGUUUAGCUGUCAGCGACGCGGCCUACGCGACAAAAUGGUUCAAGCUUUCAAAAAGGUUGAAAACGGACGUGAGAUUAAUCAUCCUCAGGGGCCAAAAACCGGCUAAAAUUACCGCCGGUAAAUUCAACGUUAUGUGCCUGGAACACCUGGCCACGGUACUCAGCGCCUCGAUGUCGUACUUUACGGUUUUAAGAAGUUUGAGUUGAACGAUAUUGACUUUAGCAGGCGAGGUUUGGUCAUUGUAAAAAUUACCGGAGAAGUUUUAAAAACGUAGCAAUCACUUUUAUUCCUGUUAG